Pomacea canaliculata is the source of this 3578-nucleotide messenger RNA. Its product is annotated as gamma-tubulin complex component 3 homolog. The record is from RefSeq and is a predicted model, not a curated record. Gene Ontology annotation, molecular function: gamma-tubulin binding; microtubule minus-end binding. The transcript is spliced from 26 exons. The coding region runs from base 122 to 2857 and encodes 911 amino acids. Gene Ontology annotation, cellular component: centrosome; equatorial microtubule organizing center; spindle pole. Lineage: Eukaryota; Metazoa; Mollusca; Gastropoda; Architaenioglossa; Ampullariidae. Gene Ontology annotation, biological process: spindle assembly; meiotic cell cycle; mitotic cell cycle.
GACCGGAAGUCAGGCUUUGCUUGUAAACUGCCUAAUGGCGCGAUAACCGAACAUUUUCGCUCUGCAAGCUUCAAAAUUGCUCAUUCUAGAUGACCUGUCUUGUGAUUAUUUUGGAAAGGAAAUGUCUUCUAGAUUAACAGGCGACGGCAACACGGCAGGAAGCCUACUCCAGAAGCUUUGCUGCAAGUUAACAGGACUUUGUGACGAUGCAGUAAUCCCACAUUAUCAGUUUGCUCUACGUAUUUUAGGAAGUAACUACUCCACCAUUCAAGGUGAUGAAUUCCAGGUUUCUGAAAAGAUCAAGCGUUACUUGGUGCGGCGAGGUCGUGAAGACGAUGCUGCCAGCUUUGCAGAGCUUCAUAGAAAACUUCAGUCACAGGGUGUUCUGAAGAACAGAUGGGCUAUUCUACACCUGCUUCUUUCUCUUUGUGGCACAGGGCAGGUCACACCUAGGUCAUUUCUGGGAAGUUCUCUUUUUGGUCAUCACUUAACAUCCCAUGUGACCUCAACCCCUUUCAACCCACCACAACGAGACCUGGCAGCCACUGGAUCUCUUUCGGAAACUGUAACAGGGGGCACCACUGGAGCUGGUUAUCUGUCACAUCAGUCUCCUGCCACCAAUAUAUCCAGUGGCAUCAGCAGCAUUCGUGGGAACAGUUCCGUUGAGGGGUUGACAUCUGUGCCUCAGACCUUUGUGCCCAGCACGUUAGGCCUACCCCAGACUUCCUGGCGAGACACCCAGAGUUAUAAGGUAGACUCAAAGACUUCUUUGAAAGAAGAAACUGCCAUUGUUCCACGUUCUUCGCGAAUGAUUGCGACACAGCAGCAGCUUAAAGCACUGAGUCACAGAGGUGAAAAUACUUCGUGUGAAAUUCCUGAGUGGGAGCUCCUUAAAGAUGUGAUAUAUGCUUUCCAAGGUAUCGAUGGCAAAUGGAUUAAAUUUGAUUCCACUCGUGAUGGCUACAGGAUAGACUAUAAGGCUGGUAUUCCCAAGGCAACCCGCCAUCUGAUCAGCAAAUUAGCUGAGUGUGGGUGGCUGUACAACAAAGUGCGCAUUUAUGUUGAGUCACGCAGUGCAGAUAAAGCUUUUGGCCUUGUUGGACAGAGUUUUUGUGCUGCCCUGCAUGAAGAAUUAACAGAAUACUACCGCCUCAUUGCUGUUUUAGAGGCACAGCUGCAACAAGAGCAGGACCAGGGCAUCAGCGAUGGCGAAGGUCUGACUCUUAGGCGGCUUGUUGUGUGGACCUUUGACCCGCUGCUUCGACUGAAGACGCUGGCAGCUCUGGUGGAUAUAUGCAAAGGCAAAAAAGGAGGCGCUCUGGCUUCUUCCAUCUUCUCUUACAUGCAGCAUGGCGAUCCAUAUGUCAGAGGCCUCAUUAAACACACCCUUACCUUGGUGUCUCAGCCAAUCUAUGCCACAUUAAUGCGGUGGGUCUAUGAUGGCGAACUAGAGGACACUUAUCAUGAGUUUUUUGUUGCUUCAGAUCCAACUGUGAAAAAUGACCGGUUGUGGCAUGACAAAUACAGCCUGCGCAAGUCCAUGAUUCCAAGUUUCCUUUCUUUCGAUCAGGCUGGCAGAAUUCUUCUCACUGGCAAGUCCAUCAACUUCUUGCGACAAGUCUGUCAAAACCGCACUCCCAUCAAAGAUCGUGAAUCCGCCAUGGCUUUGAACAUGAAAGAUGCUGAGAGCAUGCUGGUACAGGACCUGGAGACAUCCUUCCAGAAACACAUGGAUGCCGUCUAUUCACAAACGAGUUUGCACCUUCUUGAAGUGCUGCACACCCAGUACAAGUUUAUGGAUCACUUGAAGGCCAUGAGGAGAUACUUGCUUCUGGGCCAAGGUGACUUCAUUCGACAUCUCAUGGACUUGUUAGAGGAAGACCUGGCCAAACCUGCCACAAACCUUUAUCUUCACAAUCUCAAUGGCAUUUUGGAGACUGCCAUCCGUGCGACCAAUGCUCAGUAUGACGAUGCUGACAUUCUCAAGCGCCUUGAUGUCCGACUUUUAGAGGUUUCACCUGGUGACACUGGAUGGGACGUGUUCAGUUUAGAUUACCAUGUUGAUGGACCCAUUAGAACGGUAUUCACACCAGAAUGUAUGAUCAUGUAUCUGAGAGUCUUCAACUUCCUGUGGCGAGCCAAGCGUAUGGAAUACAUCCUUGCACUCAUCUGGAAAAACCAGAUAUCCCAUGCUCGAUGGCUUAAAAGCAUUCCAGAAUUGUCAGGUGUUUUACACCAGUGUCAUCUCCUGGGCUGUGAGAUGGUGCAUUUCAUACAACAGGUGCAGUACUACAUUAACUUUGAGGUGCUAGAGUGCUCUUGGGAUGAACUGCUUAGAAAGGUUCGCGAGGCUCGAGACCUGGACCACAUCAUCGCUGCCCACCAAGUCUUCCUGGAUAUGAUCUUGUGCAGAUGUUUGCUGGAUGAAAAGUCACGCGAUAUCCUAACUCAGCUGCGCACCAUCUUUGACCUUAUCAUCCAGUUUGAGAGUGCCCAAGACAAGUUUUAUCAGGCAGCUAAUGAAGAACUGGAGGUUCGACGACGUUACGAACAAAUCCGGCAGAAACGCACAAACCAGGGAGAGUGGGCAGUGACAGAUGCUGAGGAACAAGAAGAGAAGGAGAGAAUAACAACUUUCUUGCGAAACAUCAUUCCAUCGACACGAGCUCAGAUGACCGUUCUGGCCCAGUCGUAUAAUGACAUGGUCCAGCGAUUUCUCAUUAUGGUUGCUGCACAUCCUGAUGUCAGCCUUGGGUUCCUCAGUUUUCGUUUGGACUUCAACCAGCAUUACAAAGUCAAGGAACCCAACAUGCGCUCACCACUUAUGUCUCUUCAACAGCGGAUGCAUCAUGUGUGAGGUUCAACAUCACUUCUUGCCACGAAGCUGCAGUCUGUGUUGAUAUGUCUGUACCAUCGCCAGUGCUGUGCGAUUUGGGAUGUUUUUAUCUCCAGCGAUGGUUUUGCAUCUGUACCAUCUGUGCAAUUUGGGAUGUUUCUUCUGAACAAGGCUUUCAGCUGUUGGGUACUGACAAUUGCUUUGAUGUAAGGCUGGUGUUAUGCUUUGCAGUUCAGACUCUUGAUGAAGUUGCUCAAUGUUAUCAUGAGAAGUACAGUAUCCCCUACUUGUCGCAGGUUUGUCGUGAAAUAAUUAAAAAGUUAUGAUGAUUGUUACAAGAGUAACUCUUGGGAGAUUGUUAGGCAGGUCACAAAAGCAAAUUUUGACAUUUCUGUCUUGAAGAGACAAAGUUACAAGGCAUCUUGAGAAAGCCUUAUUUAAUCCCAUGAUAUGCUGGUCUGAUUUUAAUCAAAUGAAUCCAAAUAGUUUAUACACAUUUUCUUUACAGUGUGAAUACUGUUGUGAAAUGUUUUUAAGUUUUGGUAAUACCUGAAUGUGUGCAAUACUUGGUACAGGGAUUUACAAUAUUCCCCACUUAUCCCAGUUUGUUUUGGAGCCAGCAAACCCCCCACAAUAACCACAAGUUCAAACAGCAGAUCAAAAUGUUUAGUGCCUUAAAGCUUGUAUGAGGUGAUGGAUGAUAAAUAUCAUUCUGCCACAAUAAAGAAUGAAGAAAAUGCAA